UAAUGAUCAGCCAACAAGCUAUCUAAUAUUUCUAUUCCUAUUUUAAUAUAUAAUCCUGUCAAACCUGACUUUCUACCGUUAUAUUUUGAUCCAGAAUGCCUGAUGGAUUGGACGAUGAUGACUCUCAGCUCAAGAGUUUAAAGCUGUUUGGUUUAGACUAUGGGAAAGUACCAUGUAUGAAGCAGUCCUUGCUUACUGGAAUAGGAAGUGGUCUGGGCAUUGGAAUUGUUUCCUUCUUGAUGACAAGCAAUCCAAGGCGUGCUACUAACUAUGGAUUUGGAUCUUAUAUUGCUAUCACUAUGGGAACAUGGAUAUACUGUAGAUAUCGGUGGUCACAGCAGCGGUUUCAGGCACGGAUGUUAAAGAAAGGGAUUGAAAACAAACUUUUAUAUGAAGGGACCGAAUUUGAAAAACAAUUUGAAAAAGACAGUGAGGAAGUAUGACAAAAGUUCUUAUGAAUAUAAGACAAUGAAUUAAGUGCAAACAAAUGUGAGAGGACUUUCUUUAGGGACUUUGAUUCACAGGACUUUGAUUCACGUGUCUGAGGCAAAGAUUUGGCUUUGGAGCAGUCACAUCAGUGUUUCUCUAGAUAUUGGGUCGUGUGAAUAAAGGCUAAAUAAAUGCAGAUGCUUUUACUAAGACUAGUAAAUCCGUUUAUGCUUUUACUAAGAUGAGUAAAUGCUUCAACUUAGUCUUGUACAAUAAAUGCCUAGUGUAAAUGCACAUUAAGCUUUUGAUUAAAAGCAUUUACUAGUCUUUAUUCAUAUUAUCCGUGGUCUGCUUUGUGUGCUGACAAUUCCAGUUGGCGUUUGAGUCCGUCGAUAGCUGCUUCAUACAGAGUUCAAUCCAUGUGUGUACAUCAAUUCACCAUUGAAGCUCAAAUGUUAUGCUGCAGUAUCAUGUGUGCUCUUUGUAUUUUAUACAGUUGAAUGAUGUGUGUCUUGGCAGAUUUUGUUUGCUAUGAG
Molecule: messenger RNA, 965 nt
Organism: Lineus longissimus
Lineage: Eukaryota; Metazoa; Nemertea; Pilidiophora; Heteronemertea; Lineidae
Product: cytochrome c oxidase assembly protein COX20, mitochondrial-like
Exons: 4
Coding region: 96-443 (115 amino acids)
Biological process (GO): mitochondrial respiratory chain complex IV assembly
Cellular component (GO): mitochondrion; mitochondrial inner membrane
Source: RefSeq, a predicted model, not a curated record